AUGGCGGCUUCGUACCAGCCCCAGCUGGUGUUCGUCGACGGCUCCUUCGCGGAGCUGGCGCAGGACAUGGCAAGCGUGCUCCAGAUCAGCGACGAGAUCCAACCUCUUCUCGACAGCGAGAAGGAGAGUGAAGCGCUGGCCAAGAUUGUCAGCGAGUCCAAGAAGCUGAACGCGAUCCCGGAGAAGGAGUUCACAGGCGCCUACAACCUUCUCGUGCAUCUGGUCCUGCAAUCAAAGGAGCCCAAGAAGCACCUGCCAACAAUCUGCCAAAACCUCACGAGGCCCGUCACAUCGUCGCCCCAGCACGGUGCCCAAUUAGCACUCUUCGAGCUCACGAGCAUCUUCAACCUUCUGAAACCAAACGACCCAGUGCGGUUCAACGUUUUCAUCCAGAUCAUCCGUUUCUACAAGAUCCACAGCAUCCCAAUCUCAGACCACCUGAAGAAUGCUUUGAAGCAGUUGCCGAGAUGGCUGCAGAACUGGGAGCUGGAUGAGGAGGACCAGCGCAAGAUGUACUUGGAGGUUAUUGAUGUCAUGACGGCGGCUGGAGAGGAGGAGGAGGCAUAUCAACACAUACUCAAAGCGCUACGUACCUUUGACUCCGAGGAUGCCGAGGAUUACACCUCCGAGGAGGCCCAGCAGCUUGCUCUCCGCGCCCUGCGCUCCGCGAUAUCGUCACCAACCAGGCUCUCGUUCGAGGAUAUUCGGGCAUUGCCCGCUGUCCACGCUCUCAGCGAGUCGCACCCUGUCCAUUAUCAGCUUCUGCAGAUCUUCGGCGAGCAAGAUCUUGACGACUAUGACGACUUCAGGGAGGAGCAUGAGGGCUUCAUCGAGAAGGAGAAUCUCGACAAUGAGGUUCUCUACCGAAAGAUGCGACUACUCACAUUUGCGUCGCUGGCAGCAGCAAGCAUGCAAACUCGUGAGAUAUCCUACAGCUCCAUUACCAAGGCGCUCCAGAUCCCUUCAGAGGACGUUGAGAUGUGGGCAAUCGACGUUAUACGCGCUGGCUUGGUUGAGGGCAAGCUUUCCCAGAAGAAGAAGGUCUUUUUGAUCCACUCGGUCAGAUACCGUGUGUUUGGCGAGAAGCAGUGGCGCCAGCUUGCAAGCUCGCUGGAGAAGACCAAGAAGACAGUCAGCACCCUGCUUCAGACGCUGCGCAGGGAGGAGGCGAAUGCGCAGCAGGAGGCUGAGCGCAAGUUGGUCGAGGCGAGCACUCAGCAUAACAACGAUCGUGGCAACCAAAGGCGAGGCGGCAACCGUGGCCAACAACACCGUGAGCGUAACGACAAUGACGAUUGA
Pyricularia pennisetigena is the source of this 1299-nucleotide messenger RNA. RefSeq lists its product as uncharacterized. The transcript has 2 exons. Gene Ontology annotation, biological process: cytoplasmic translational initiation. The coding region runs from base 1 to 1299 and encodes 432 amino acids. Gene Ontology annotation, molecular function: translation initiation factor activity. The record is from RefSeq and is a predicted model, not a curated record. Gene Ontology annotation, cellular component: cytoplasm; eukaryotic translation initiation factor 3 complex. NCBI's taxonomy places the organism in Eukaryota, Fungi, Ascomycota, Sordariomycetes, Magnaporthales, Pyriculariaceae.